AAUCGCGCCCGUUUCUCGUUCACGUUAGAUCGAAUGUCUUUUACCGGCGUGAAAACUAGAAAGAAAUGUAUACUUUUGAUUAUAAGUCAGUGAUUUUUUGUGCAUAAGUGACUAGAAACAUUUGGCAAAAUGUCGGUUGAACCAAUUGGCAAUAUACCGUAUUGUAAGGGAUUGUGGUCAGUUAUUUCCGGAACUAUUUGCCGCUGCGACAAAGAACUUGUGGAAGACGAAAUAAAAAAUGCGACUCCAAUAUUGAGAGAUGGGCUUGGUUUCUUUAAAAAAUUCACAGAGGAGUCUCUACAGACUAUUUAUAAAAAGAAUCCUCCACCAAGAAUGUAUGAUUUAAUCAGUAAACUUGCUCCUCUUCUGAAUUUAGACGCAACGAUAACAUGGGAUCUAGUCUGCAAUUUUAUGCUCUACGAGUAUAGAAAUUGUGCUGAAACUUUUGCCUCUCAACUGACCGAUUUGACCGCCAUGCGAAAUUUAAUUGAGGAUAUUUGGAGUUUUUACUAUGCAGAGAGAGUGAAUUUAAUAAAGUGUCUCAAACUCAUGGUAGAAUAUAGAGACAACACCAAGCAUCCUCAUCAAAAACAAUUCACUAACUUCUUCGAUGAAGUUCUUCUUGGCAGUUUAUUAGAGUCUGUGCGGAAACAGAUUGAGGUUCUCAAAUUCAUUAAUCCUCCAGUUAGAUCGCAACUUUUUAGCGAGGAUCAUCUUCACCGGAUUUACAAUAGUAGUCUAGUCGAAAUGCGGGAAUUGUUACACAUAUACACUGUUAUUUUAAACGACGUUCACAUUUCUGAUCAUUCAUUCAGUGACGUCUAUGCAAGCAUCAGUGGAGAACCUAGACGUUUAAUCAGUUACAAUAGUCGAGAGGACAAAGAAAUUGUAGCUAAAAGAAUCGAGGAUAUUCAAUACAGUCAGACUGCUUUGUUGUUAGUCGCUAUGGAUGUAACAAAACAUUCCGGUAUGGAGGACUGGAUCAAAGGCGUCCGGAAAAGUAUGCAGGACACUUUCGAGCACAAAUGUCUGCGAGAUAGUUUGCCACAAGACGGACCUUUGCUUCUCGCCUGGAUGCUAGGAAACUACGCAGUCGAACCAGACAACGCAGAUGUAUUAAACUGCUUCAGACCCUUUGGUAUUCGUGCCAUUCAGUUAAACGUUUUCCACUAUCUUCGAGCAUUGAUAGACUCCGAAAUGAUCAGGGAAGACACCCAUUAUGCCGAAAUAGUUCGAAGCAGCGUUUACAAUCUUUUGACUCUCCUUUGCGCUUUUAUCGACGAAGACAGACUUGAUACCUUAACCGGAAUUUUUGAUGCCGUCGCCUCUGUCUUAAGGUAUCCAGAACUCGCUGAGAGAUUCUGGCAGGAAAAGGAAGACGGUUUGUGGAUUUUCUACAAGUUCGCAGCACAGUGGUUCCCUUAUCGAUUCGAACCACUCACCUCUGUCGUUACUGGAUUAGCCACAGCUUCUGUCUCCAGUGCUAAAAAUGUAGUAAAAGCGCUGGACAAUUUAUCCUCCAUAACCCUCGAACUUCCUCGACGACAACUUCGCUCGAACGAACCUCUAAAACCCUACGAACAAGAGUGCACCAUUCACAGGAACACCUUCACAAUUCCAAAAAUUACUCCUCGUGAAAGAAUCGAAUCCGCCAGAAGAAAAGACGACGGCGAUGAAUUCGAUGUUAUCCUCUGGCGAACAAAAGGAUCUUACUGGGAUGCCUUCCACCACAAAAUCGAACAGCUCUUUCUCCAAGCGAGUGGUGGAAUGGCCAAUCUGAGCAACACAGAAGCCAUUCUCCCGGAACAAGUCACCCAGGGCUUCGGUCUCCUAGAGUCUCUCCUUGCAGUGGAUAUAGAAAUUCCACGAAGUAUGGUCAUCCCUACAGAAUUGAGUUUUGAAAUCAUCAACAGAUUCUCCUAUCCAAUUCUUCCUCUCAGUAUCUACAAAGUAGUCGCUGCCUGCAUCCGCGUCUCUUCAAAACUCGUCCUCAGAUAUCCAGAAGACGUCCUUUCUCGAAUGAGAACCGGAGUCUAUCCUCGCUUCGAUGAUCGUUACCAAAAAACUACACAAUUUGCUGAAGCCGUCUCCUUUGACGGAGGCCUUGUAGCUUCCUGGCUUUCAAGUAUCGAGACCAUACAACACACUUAUCCAAUUCUAAACGCCUACUUAGACACCUUAUCUAAUUAUCUAAUCGCCCGACACAGUAAAGAAGCCAUGUACGCAGUCGAAAUUCCCGGAAUGGUUCUUCUGCUUCAGAGUGUUCUUCCAAAACUAGACUCCUGGUACUUCCAGUCAGAAUCUGAGAAGGUGGAACUCUGGCUAAAAAGCGUAUUUUGCCUGCACCGAGCUCUCGAUUCAGUCCCAGGACAAAAGGGCGAGUCGCGAAAUGAAUUAAGACUUAUUGUAACCUAUAAUCUACUUCAUUUGGAGCCAAGGCACGCGCUUUUGAAACUCGUGAGAACUGGAGAACGAGCUUUGAGUAAUCGAAUGAUGAAUGAGACUGAUUGGAUCGCUGGGAAGGGCUUCAAAGUGAUAAAAAGUGUUCAAUUGGCUCUUUCGGUAGUCAACAGACUCCUGAUGUAUCGGAAGAAUCUGGGACUUGGAAUCGAGGAAAGAUCCCCGCUCGAAAUCGCUCUUUACGCUUCUCCUUCUUUACCAAAUGGUCUCUUGAUCGUCCCAACUAUUGUUGAUUAUCUCUACGUCUGGUUUAGUCCUGCACUUCAAGCAAUGGCGGUUAGAUUGCUCAAGAAAUUCGCUGAAGGAUUCUCCAUGUCACUUUUAGUUUGUAUGGGAAUGGAUGGUACCGCUAUCAGAGAAACUUUUGCUUCUCGAUUGAUGUCUCCCACUUGUGCUGCGGAAGUCAAGGUCGCGAUUCUUGAGUUGGUAGCAGUUUGCCUUGAUCGUCAACCUGGAUUAACGGAGGCUCUUUUCAACAUCAUGCAUCAAGCAGAGCGUAGGAGAAUUUUUCCGAGACCUGCUGAUGAAUUUUUGACCGAGGGUUGUACCAGAUUUUUGGAUCUUUAUAUGCAAAGGAUUCAUCAGGAAGAGGACAUCGUCUACGAUAGACUUUAUGAUGCAACUUUGAGUCUUUUAAGGGCGAUGUGGUACCAUCGGAACGAAAUCCUCGUUAGCUUUUUCCGCAAAAGGGCAGAUUUUUGGAGUAAUUUGUUCGCCCCAUUAUUUCGUAGAUUAGUUCCUGAUGUUAGAGGCUAUUCGCAGUUGAUUGAUAUUGUCACGUUGGAGCUGUUUAAAAGCACCCUUUUGGAAAAGGACUUCCAGACAAAUCUAGAAAAGUUGCUUGACAAAAAAGAAGACUACUGGGAGAAGCUGGCGAGUUAUGUUUUCGACAGCAUUCCUCGAUCAGAAAUGACAAAUGGAGAGGAGGAAGAAGAUGUCGUUAUUGAAAAAGAUGGCCACAAGCCUUUCUAUGAGACGAUUCUCGAGUCCUGGUAUCAACUUCUAGUGACUCUGACGGAUGAAAGAGUUGCUAGGAAUUAUCCUGUAGAUGAAAAACAAACUCAAAAAACCACGAGUCUUGCUUUGGAUCAUUUACUCGAAUUGCUGAAACAGCCGACUCCGAAAUCGUCUGCGAAGCGAAGUUCUCACGCGAAAACUACAAUGUUGUUGGCAUCAAUAUCUCUCAGAUGUGUUUCCUCCUGGAAGACCAAAUGUAUUGGAGAUUCUUCAGAUUUAAAAAACAAGAUGACAGAACUAGUUCAAGAAAUUGUACAGUUUUAUAGAGCUUAUGGUAGAAGCUUGAGGCAGACGUUGAUUUGUCUAGUUUUGGGAUUAGUUCAGCUGAUUGGAGAUACUCUCGUGGAAGAUAAUGGGACUUUGGAAUAUUUACUGGGACAAUCCUGUGUCCUGGCAACUGGAGAUGUUGAGGAAUUGAGGGAAAUGGCGAGGAGCAGAGAGAAGAAGAGGAAGUUUAUAAACCGCGAGGGAAAAGAGGAAAUUGACAGAGCGAAUGAAGAUUUGGAUGCGAUGGAGCUGACUGCGAUUUGUGAAUCGCUUCCGGCUACUUUGACUGUUAGUUUAGUCACUCAACUUUUGAAGUAUCAGAUUGAGGCAAAUUCGAAUAGUCGGAGGAGGAAAACUGCGUGUUUGCAACUUAGACAAUUGAUUCCUGAGAUUAUGACGACAGUUGGAGUCACGAUGCAGAAACAUCCUUAUGCUAGAUUUAGCAAAGCGGCUCUUGCGUUGCUAGGAACUGGAGUCAGAUCGAUUUCUGGGGUUUUGAAGUUUGAAGAAGAAGCUAUGGCAAAAUUCUGUCUUGCUUUGAUUCCACCUACAGAUUUAAAGAACAGCGUUCUGGAUUCAUUGUACGAUGAUUGUACUAGUACGAGUAGAUGGCGAUGUCAGGAUUGGUGGCCUCUUUACACGAUUGGCUUAGAAUUUAUAAUUGGACUUGUGAUAAGCGAAUCUUCCUCUUCGUACAUUUCGUACGUGGUUACGUUCCUAGGUUCUCACGAAUAUCAACUAAUAGAAGUUUCUACUUUGCUGAGGCACACUGCUGAUCCUGUGGCAGCUGAUCUUAUUCAAUCCUUAAUUUCACUAGUUUCAACUUUAUCAACGAAACCAGUUUAUUGGGAGUCGAUACAACCGAGUGUUCGAGAAACUUUAGUGAAAUGUACAUAUUUGGCAUACGACAGUACAGUCAAUCUUUUGCUACGUCCUCGAAUUUUAAAAUUCAUUAUGGAUGGAAUCAGUGUUGAAAGUGCUGAGGAAUUACAGACCUGUGAUGAAAAACAACUUAGCGGAGAACUAAAGCUUCUCGUCAACAAGUUGAUUUUGAUCAACACAUCUUGUGCCAUGAGUUUCGUUUAUUUUUCACCUCGACUCAACACUCUCGUCGACACGAUAUACGCCCAAGAAGAUUUCUGGUAUGCGCCAAUGGCAGAGAUGAACUUUGGCCCACCUCAAAUGUGCAUCACUUCUGGACCUCGUUUAACUUAUGGUACGAUAAUUAGUUCAACUCAACUGUUCACUCAAGCUCAACUUCAUGCUCAUUCCUCGUCGAAUCAGACUUCUUCUUUAUCCACUUUAUCUAGUGGUUCGAUACGUUCUUCGACUUCCCGAGACGAUAAAAUUGAUUCUGCCAAAAAAGAAUGGGAACGAGCCUCUCCAGAAAAUCUCCGUAGGAUGCAAGUUAAGGAUUUGAGAAAAAUCCUCCACCACACAGGCUCAUCAGCUUCAGUAGCUUCUUCCAUGAUCAGUAACUAUCCAAGUGGUGUAGAUUUCUCAGGAUACCUUACAGGGCGAGACGUAACUGUGCCACUUCUCAGUAAUCCACGACUUAUCAGGAGACCUUUUGACCCUCUUAUUUGUGAGAACACGAUUCUUUCAAGGGCAACUGCUUUAAUUCCAGUACCAGGUCGAUCCCACGUAGGCAAAAUCAGUAGUCCAAGUGCUAGGCAAAAUGAAAACGAUGGAUUGAAUCGUUCUCGUAGCGACGGAAAUGGAGAAACGAGUGAUCCCUGGUUUGCUUCAAUGGAAGAAAAUAACACGAGACUUGCUUUGGAAGUAAAUUUGGUGCUGAUACUCUGUCAGGCUCUUGAGGGAGUUAAAAGUGCCAGGUUAGCAAUGAGAGAUCGCCAGCUUAUCGCUCGGGAAACAGCAACCGAGGUAGGAAUAUUUUUCGACUUUCUGGAACACAAGAAGAACUUCAGCGAUUGGCAGGUUUCUGCUACUCUCAUCGAGGCAGACUCAAGAAGGUUAAAAAUUGUUAAGGCAUCUGAAGAAGCUGACCACAGAUUACCAGCAAGAUUAUUGAAAACUUGCACGGCGCAAAAAGCUCCAGUUCGUCCAGUUCGACUUUACUCAGAAGAUGAUGAUGAUUCAAUUUCUGUAUUCGAGGACGCGGAAGAAGCUGAACAGAGAUCGAAUGAAGACGUAGUAACAAGUGGAGGCUUUGGUACUAAAAUUGACACCUCGCAGAUUUUACCUCUUCUAGGUAAAUUAUUAAAGUCCGUGGUAGAAUCGUUAGAUUCAGCGCAGUACUGAUAAAGAUUAACUUAAUUAUGUGCUUCGUAAUUAGAUUGUAAAGAAAUUUUGUACACUGUGAAUAUAAUUGUUCAGUACUUUCAGUAAAUUAUAUUU
Belonocnema kinseyi is the source of this 6102-nucleotide messenger RNA. It is a transcript of the gene Nup188, whose product is annotated as nucleoporin NUP188 homolog. Gene Ontology annotation, molecular function: structural constituent of nuclear pore. Gene Ontology annotation, cellular component: nuclear pore inner ring. The transcript is spliced from 10 exons. The record is from RefSeq and is a predicted model, not a curated record. The coding region runs from base 130 to 6006 and encodes 1958 amino acids. Gene Ontology annotation, biological process: protein import into nucleus; RNA export from nucleus. Lineage: Eukaryota; Metazoa; Arthropoda; Insecta; Hymenoptera; Cynipidae.